Symbiodinium natans is the source of this 366-nucleotide messenger RNA. NCBI's taxonomy places the organism in Eukaryota, Dinophyceae, Suessiales, Symbiodiniaceae. The record is from the annotation of a GenBank genome assembly.
AUGACUGGCACAUCCAAGGGCCCUGCGUACGUGUCUCUUGAGGUGACCACACAGUGUGACGAUGACGCCGCUGAGAUGGAGAUGGGGUACCAGCACUUGCCUUUCAGCCAGCGCGUGGCCCGUCGCCGACGACGGCAAGCCAGAUAUCCAUCAGUCAAAUCGAAGCUCAUCGCAGGAGUGGCGGCAGCAUGCAUUGUAGGAGCCUUUGUGCUAUGGGCAUGGGCAUCAGUGCUGCUUCUGCAGCGUCUCAGCUCGAUGCGGUUUCCGAAAGUUCAGGAGGAGGCAGUACCGGCCAUGGCGGAGGACGUGCGACCGCGAAUGGGCCCGGACCCGGAGUGGCCAGCACUGCCGGCGCCACCAGCUUGA